AUGGCGGCUGGAAGCAGUGCUGCGACCACGACGAAGGCUCCUGUGCGAAUGAGCAAGUUGUUUUCGCACAUGCUUGGUGACUGUCCACUCGAUAUCCAAGCAUACGGCAACUGCGUCGCCGACGUCCACGGCCGCGUAGCCCGUCAGACGUGCGAGAAGGAGUUCCAGAAGCUUCGUGCGUGCUUCGAGCGCGCGCUGCACAAACGCCGCACGUAG
Peronospora matthiolae is the source of this 216-nucleotide messenger RNA. Lineage: Eukaryota; Oomycota; Peronosporomycetes; Peronosporales; Peronosporaceae. The record is from the annotation of a GenBank genome assembly.